This is a messenger RNA of Fundulus heteroclitus (mummichog), 7309 nucleotides long. RefSeq names its product collagen, type XXVII, alpha 1b (gene col27a1b). The coding region runs from base 382 to 5418 and encodes 1678 amino acids. Lineage: Eukaryota; Metazoa; Chordata; Actinopteri; Cyprinodontiformes; Fundulidae. Gene Ontology annotation, molecular function: extracellular matrix structural constituent. The record is from RefSeq and is a predicted model, not a curated record. The transcript has 61 exons.
CAUACACACACAUGCUCGCGCGUCAUCCCGUAUCACCAGGAACUCUGCACAGCACUUUAUGCUGCUGUUAUUGAUAUUUGCAAAACGCACGGAGACCAGACGGGGAAGUAGAAGAGCGCACAGGUGGAGCGUCUUUUUUUUUUAACCCAGUGCUUAAUUUAUAGACUGCGGAGCAAAGAUGGACACAAUGACAGCAAACGGCAUCAUCAGUAUUUUUUGACUCCCACUUUACUCUUUUUCUAUUUCUGUCAUAUAUAUAUUUAUAUUUUUUUUACGCGUUCGCUCUGCGACAGCUCCCCAAGGAACACCUGGGAUGGGAAAACUUUGCCACCUCUGGACUCUGGAUAAUAAAAAGUACCGGGAAAGAAUGAAGUAACUGCUAUGGAGCCGGACAAUGCCCCGAACUCCAAACUCAAAGCCGGUGGAGUCGGGGGGAGAUCGCUGAUUCUUUGGACUAUACUGUGUUGCAUCUGUUCUAUCAGGCUAACAGAAGCACAAGAUGUGGAUAUCCUGCAGCAGCUUGGGCUUUUCGGGCGAAGGACGUCUCCAGCAGGCGCUCGCUCCAUACCCACUGGCGUCAUCCCCUUCAAGUCGGGCGUCAUCCUCACUCCGAGGACGCGCCUCCAGGUGCCUCUCCGUACCAUCAUCCCUGCCCACUACAACGCCACCAGCCUCCUCCUGAUCCUCAGCCUCUCUGUUCACCGCUUCAACAGCGCCUUCCUUUUCUCCGUUCUGUCUAAGAGAAAGAAGGUGCAGCUCGGGGUGCAGUUCACACCGGGGAACGUUCUGGUGCACGUGGGACACAAGAGCUCUGCGAGUUUUGACUACAACGUCUAUGACGGCCGGUGGCAUGAUUUUGCCGUGGAUAUUCGAGGCCGUCGUGUGUUUUUGCACACAGCCUGCGGUACGAAAAGCUUGCAUGCUCAUUUGUCCUCCAAAAAAGGCGGGACCCUGGAUCCAGAGGGCUCCUUCCUGCUGGGCAAAAUGAACCACAACUCAGUGGCAUUUGAAGGUGCAAUCUGUCAAUUUGACAUUUAUCCCUCGGCCGAGGCAGCUCAUAACUAUUGCGAUUACAUUAAGAAACACUGCAGAGAAGCCGACACGUUUCGGCCUGUGUUUCCAUCCAUGCUACCUCUAAUUUCAGGCCCAGUUGUUACUUUCACUGAUAGAACGUUGCUGUCCCUGACAGAGAGAUCCAAAAAGGCAGAGGAGCCAUCGUCAGUUCCGAGGACUACAAUAAUUCCUCCAGCUGACCAGUUGCUAAUGCUGAACAAGACGUCUUUAGCUGCGGAAUACGCUGCAGCGCCUGUUUCUCCACUAGUUACUGCAGGAUUGGAAAACCCUCCCAGAUUUUCAGCCUCAACUGUUACUACAUCUCUUCAGAUCAUGAAUCCGCCAGAUUCAAAACACAACAGACGAAACACAAUGCAGAGGGAUAGUGAGUCUGGGGAAGUUUUACCUGUACCCGUUUCCAUCGGACCAUCAGCAACGAAGCCAAGCCUCAGGGACACGGUUGUUCCCACACAGGGGUCUCCUUCUAACACCUACGUUCCCCAUGAAAAGGAGCUGACCACAGAAGCUGCGAAGAAACCUGAGCCAGAAGUGAUCGGUGAUUUCAAACCAACCGCGCUCCCCGCAGUGACUCCCGCUGCGACAGACGGCGUUCAGACAUUUGACCUGGAGCCGACCCAGUUCUCGCUGCUCGCUGGACCACCUGGGCUAAAGGGAGAACCAGGACCACCGGGUCCCCAAGGAUUUCCAGGCCUGUCAGGAAAACCGGGAAAAAGGGGCCCCAGAGGUCCUCCUGGUCCUCAUGGAAAUCCUGGUCGUCCCGGACCACCCGGCGUGAAGGGACAAAAAGGAGAUCCUGGACUGUCACAUGGUCAAGCCCCGAAAGGACAAAAAGGAGACCUCGGUACAUUUGGCCCACCUGGACCACCAGGCCAAAAUGGACGAAAGGGACUAAAAGGCUAUUCUGGUCCUUCCGGUCUUCCAGGCGAACCUGGUGAGCAGGGAGAUGAUGGAAGCCCCGGGGCCAAAGGCUAUCCUGGCAGGCAGGGUUUUCCUGGCCCGGUAGGAAGAACAGGACCGAAAGGUGUCAGUGGUCACAUUGGCAUCCCAGGGCUUUUUGGCUUUCCUGGUCCCGAUGGGGAGCGAGGAAUUCCUGGUGUGCAUGGGAAGAAGGGCAAGAUGGGUAGGCCGGGCUUUCCAGGUGACCUUGGAGAACGGGGACCUCCUGGACCUGAUGGGAACCCAGGUGAGCUGGGAGCUCCUGGUCCAGGUGGAGUCAAUGGCCUUAUUGGAGACAUGGGGCCGGGUGGCAUGAUGGGUUUACCAGGACUUCCAGGACUCAAGGGAGUACCUGGAAAUUCAGGGGAUGCAGGACUGAAAGGUGAUAAGGGUGAUGUUGGCUUCAGCGGAGAACAGGGAGAGAGUGGAUUCCAAGGGGACAAGGGCAGCCGAGGCUCUCCUGGGUUACCUGGUCCUCGUGGAAAACCUGGACCGCAGGGAAAACCUGGAGAAAAAGGCCCUGAUGGCAUGCCUGGUCCACUUGGCCCAGAGGGCUUCCCAGGUGAUAUUGGCCCCCCAGGACAAAAUGGGCCUGAGGGACCAAAGGGAAAGCAAGGGACAGGAGGUUCGCCAGGUCCAGCAGGAACACCUGGACUUCAGGGUGAUGAGGGACCAGUUGGGCCAGCUGGACCAGCUGGAGACGAGGGCAAGCCUGGGAGACAGGGAAUCCCUGGACUGACAGGCUCAGAUGGACCCAAGGGCGAGGUGGGGAUAACCGGCGAGGUCGGCAAGCUUGGCGAGAGGGGACUGCUGGGCUUUAUCGGGCCUGUUGGAGAGACAGGAAUGGCUGGAGAAAAGGGGGAUCGUGGGACAACGGGUUUCCCCGGACCUCCAGGUGAACAUGGGCCGAUGGGCCACUCUGGAAUACCUGGAGAGAGAGGACUGCCGGGACUGGAGGGGAUUCCAGGGCCACCGGGUUCACGAGGGUCUGCUGGCAUCCGAGGGCCCAAAGGCAGGAGGGGUCCAAGGGGUCCUGAUGGUCCACUAGGGGCGAAGGGGUCAACAGGGGUCAAGGGGCCUGAUGGUCCACCGGGAAAAUUGGGCUUCCCCGGGGAGACGGGGAGGUUUGGUGAGCCGGGCGAAGCUGGGCCGAAGGGAUUUCCAGGUGUUCUAGGGCCCUCAGGACCUCCUGGAGCCAAAGGAACUACGGGAGAACCAGGACCAUCAGGGCCAAUGGGAAGGAUUGGACCACUGGGGGCGACUGGACUGAUGGGACCCGCUGGAAAUGCUGGAGAAAAAGGGCUGCCGGGUGAACCUGGAGAGAAGGGUUCUGUUGGUGCACCUGGCGGCGUUGGGGAGCAGGGCUUGAUUGGCCAGAGGGGUGAGACAGGCAUUGACGGGGAGGCUGGACCAAGUGGACGUUGUGGAACCAAGGGUGAAAAAGGAGAUGCGGGUCCAGAUGGUGCCGUUGGGGACAGAGGUGAAAUUGGCCUGAAAGGAAAGGAAGGCCAGCCUGGUCCUGCUGGACUUGUCGGGGUCGGGGGGCAGGAGGGCAAACCCGGCAAAAUUGGGGAAAGAGGAAAGCCAGGAGAAAAGGGGAGCAAAGGUCAGCGAGGCCAUUUAGGGGAGAGUGGACCAAUUGGUGAGCAGGGAGAGCCCGGAUUUAUCGGACAGAAGGGGACGAGAGGAACAACUGGCUAUGUGGGUGCUCCUGGACAAAUGGGCCAACCAGGUGAUUCAGGGUUAGCAGGUUAUGAGGGUUACGUGGGACCACCGGGACCCCAUGGACGGCCUGGACCAAAAGGUGAAAAGGGUGAACAGGGAGAUGACAGCAAGACAGAGGGCCUUCCAGGUCCCCAAGGUGACAGAGGUCCUUCUGGAGACAGAGGAGAGCGGGGAGAGCCAGGUGACCCAGGGCACAUAGGUCAAAUAGGCAUAAAUGGGCCAAGAGGUGAAGCUGGUGCCCCAGGCCUUCCUGGACAGCUUAGUCUAAAGGGACAACCAGGGCUGAAAGGAUCCAAAGGCGAUCAGGGUCCAAAAGGAAAACCAGGGGUGGCAGGUGCAUCUGGGAACAGAGGACCACCAGGUCCACCGGGGCCAUCUGGCCCACAUGGGGUCCUGGGCAGGGAGGGACCAGAGGGCCCAGCUGGAAUGGAUGCCUUACCCGGUAAAGAUGGAAGCAAAGGAGUCAAGGGGCAUCAAGGAGAAGAUGGAGAAGCUGGUUUACCUGGAAGAACUGGGUUGCAGGGCGGAAAGGGGCUGACAGGACUUCCAGGAAGCCAGGGCUCCUUUGGUUUAAAGGGGGAGAGGGGUCUGCCAGGCCAGGUGGGUCCAGCGGGGAAGAGGGGUCCUGUAGGUGUGAUGGGAUUCCCAGGAACCCCAGGAGACCUGGGAACUAAAGGCCAACCAGGGGAUAGUGGUGACCAGGGUUUCCCAGGAGUACUGGGCAUGUUUGGACCAAAGGGCCCCCCAGGGGACACUGGCCCUGCAGGAAUACAGGGACCGAAAGGGCCGCGAGGAUUAAUAGGUGCUGUGGGAGCCUUGGGUCCCCUUGGCAUCAUUGGGCCCAGCGGUCAUCCAGGACCCCAGGGUGACAAAGGAAGUCGCGGGGAGACGGGGUCACAAGGGCCAAAUGGAUCUCCUGGUCCUCGAGGACCACCUGGGCCACCAGGCCUUCCAAGUUCUGAGCUUUUACAAGGAAAUGAAGCCCUCGGUGCUGCUUUGGAUGUUAUCAUGGAUUCACGCACUCUUCCACAGCAAGAGAAUUAUCAAAGCAUGGAAAUGCCCAUGUUAGACCAAGGCACAGAGAUCUUGAAGACACUUCAGCACCUCAGCACGCUGAUCCACAGCCUGAGGAACCCGCUGGGAACCCGACACAACCCGGCUCGAACCUGCCUAGACCUGUAUAACUGUGAGCAGCAGAUGUACGACGGAUCUUACUGGAUUGAUCCAAACCUCGGCUGCAGCGCAGACAGCAUUGAAGUGAUGUGUAACUUCAGUGGUGGAGGGCAAACGUGCCUGAAACCUAUCACGGUUUCAAAGUUGGAAAUCGGAGUGGGUCGCAUCCAGAUGAAUUUCAUCCACCUACUGAGCACCGAGGCUGUGCAGCACAUUAUCAUUCACUGCCUCAACGCCUCUGUGUGGGCCGCAGGUCCCACCAAGCAACCUUCAUCUGACUCUGUAAGUUUCAAGGCCUGGUCCGGGGAGAAGAUCCAGCCUGGAGACCUUCUGGAGCCGCUGAUACCCAAGGACGAUUGCUGGAUCAAAGACGGACGCUGGCAUCAGACCCACUUCAUCUUCCAGAGCCAGGACCCAACUUUGCUUCCCAUUGUAGAUGUGCACAAUUUACCAACCACAGAGCCCAGUGCACGAUUUCACCUUGAGGUCGGAGCUGUGUGCUUCUUGUAGGACCUACUCAGAAUACUUCUGAACGGAACGACUGCAUCAAAGAUUUGAAACGGAGAACGAACAUCAAUAAUUUUGUAGUUUCCAUAACAAAAAAACCCCUCCAUUCUCCCAAUAAAAAAAUGCUUGGACUGCAAAAUAACAAAAGUAGAAACAACAGCAGAGGCGCCACAAAAAAGACAGCUCAUUGAGCUUGCAGAGAUAAGACUUACAGCCCUUGUCAGGCAACUGAAAAAGAGACUUGUUUGUGUGAUACAAGAGCUGCCUGCCUCCUUUGGAAAAGUUAAGAGAACAUCUUAAACUUUUCAUUUCUGAGACUCUGUUGUAUAUUUUUAUUCAUGGUCUGAAAAAAAUCCAGCUCUGCAAAAUGUGUAUAGAAAUAUGGAAAUGAUACAUUUUGAAAUGAAGUAUUAUUUAAAGUUGUAAACGUACUGUAUAUUGUGCUUUGAAGGGCCGCUGUUAUAUUUUGCGGCCUGUAGGGAUAUACAGUCAUAUGACCCAUUCAGGUAUGCAGCGUUACCCCUGGUGUUUCUGUUUGAGCCUCAGUGAACAGCUCGGCGAUGAGUGUCUGUGCAGAUAUCCUCACACAGGCAAGUGUUGUGUGGCACUUUCAGCGCAAACGUGGAGCAAAGAUGUCAACAAUGCUACCUCGCUCUGCACCUCUCAUCUCAAGGCAAACUGAAGCCGUGACCUGAUCUAAUCUGGGACGACAAAGAGGUGACACCUGGUGCUCUGGCGGUUGACAGUCUGGGGAUAAAGUCUUGUCAGCUCUCAUCCAAGCUAUCUCUGUACUUUAAAAAGGGAAGAAUGUAAAAUACACACACACACACACACACACACACGCCUAUUUUCUUGAAGUAUCAUUUCAACAGUUUCAAAAUUAUUUUUAUGAUUCUAACACUAUAGGGUUUUCUUGUCAAACUGUACAUUUAUCUCUAACCGUAUAAUGUUGGUGAUUUCUAUUUAAAACUUAUUUAAAUACUCAUUAGCUCUCCACCUCAGAAGCAGAUACCAGCGCUUUCACGGUUAUUUAUAAUACAACAAACAUGAUUGGUUUCACCAAUCUGUAAACUCAGAGGACUUGGAACAUGACAGAACAAAAUGUAAAUCUCAGUGUUUGGUGUGUGAACAAUCUUUUAUAUGUGGAAUAAACUCGGCAUCACUCCACAGGUUAUUCAAUAAAAGUCCCGGUCUCUGUUUAUAAGCAACUUUCAUAUUCAAAAGGACACAUUUUAUGAACAGAUAAAAUACACCUCUGCUUUUUACCCUAUAAUACAUAAUAAAACUGUGACUGUGCUUGGGAAUCUGUAGAUCAGAAACCAUUAGAAUGUCGUUGCCAAUGUCUGAACCAAUUUUAGACAAUUCUGAUUUUUCUUUAAGAACCAUGAUAAUAGGAUUAAGUCCAGGAUUUAAAAUAUUUUUUCUUCCACUUUAUUUUACUCAACCUUCCUGUUAUCUGCUGAAAUCUUGCUCUCUCUCAUUCUUCUUAAAUAGCUUAGCAAAUCUCGGUUUCCUUUUCCUACAGUAAAAACAUUUACUCUGCACUGCAGAGUGCCUUUAUCAGUUUGACCGGUUGAUGCUCAUUUACCGAUAUGAAAAGGUCUGAUUUUGAGGUUUCCAACCAGUCGGCCACUGGUCAGGACCAAUAAAGCAAAAUCAAAAAUAAAUAAAUAAAUCACCUGAUUCUAGACAACAAAUUUCUCUGUGCAUCUGCUGGCAGGCAAACACUAAUGUAGUAUCAGCCAAAAACAAUAAUUUGAGUCAUUUUAAAUAUAAGAAAAUAACUUCUCGAUAUUGAGCAACAUUUUCCUACAAAGCAAGAAGUUAUUACUGUAUUGGCUGAUUACAUUGUUGUGUUGUAUAUAAAUGAUUUAAAAAUAUAACUGUCACAAAC